Messenger RNA from Fusarium subglutinans, 480 nucleotides. RefSeq names its product D-arabinitol 2-dehydrogenase. The coding region runs from base 1 to 480 and encodes 159 amino acids. NCBI's taxonomy places the organism in Eukaryota, Fungi, Ascomycota, Sordariomycetes, Hypocreales, Nectriaceae. The record is from RefSeq and is a predicted model, not a curated record. The transcript has a single exon.
AUGUCACUCCGAGGAAAAGUUUACGCGCUGACUGGCGGUGCAAGCGGAAUCGGCUUCGCAACAGCCAAAGUCCUUGCAAAACGCGGGGCUACUGUGAGCAUCGCCGAUAUUGACCCCGAUGCCGUGUCAACUGCUACGGCAUACUUUGACGAGCAGGGCCUCGAGGCUCUAGUUUCUCGUGUCGACGUCUCACAACGGCCCCAAGUUGAAGACUGGCUAGACGCUACUGUUGAGAAAUAUGGAAGACUCGAUGGGGCAGCUAACGUGGCUGGUAUCAUCGGGAAGCACCACGGUCUUCGUGCCGUAGCGGAGCUUGAGGACGAAGAGUGGCAUAAGAUCAUCGCUGUGAACUUGACAGGAACAAUGUAUUGUCUACGGGCACAGCUCAACAGGAUAGUAGACGGAGGCUCCAUCGUCAACGUUGCUUCUAUUCACGGCAUCAAGGACAGGCUGCAAACUGCACAUAAACGAGAUCUCUAA